AUGAAAGAUGGAGGUGGUGACAUAUUGCGGUUUUUGUUGGUGGAUGAUCAUAGUGGAAAAAUACCUGCAGAGGUAAGCCAGGACGAUGGUCUGUACGAACAUUUUGAUUAUUUGUUGCAUGAGGAACAGUGGAAAAUCAUCACUGGGUUCACCGUCCAGUUGUCACCUCCUGGUUUUCGAUUUGCACAGAAUCACCAUAGCAUCACUUUCACAGAGAAUACGGAUCUACAAAGUUCAGGAGGUAUUAUUAGAGAUCAUUACAUGAAUUUCAAGGACUACAUAGGCGUAAUGAAUGGAGUCUAUAACUCAGAAUUAUCCACUUGUGGUGACACCUUGGAAUGCAAAGCAUAUGGAGUCUUGGCGAUCCAACUUUACGACAAAUGGUGGAGGCACGGUGGAAACGAAACCUUCAUCACAAUGAGUGACUUGAAACUUUACACGGACAGAAGAACAAACGAGAUCAAGAUCAAGGAUGUUGGUGGAUUAUCUAGAUUUCAGUUCAAUGCUCCUUACCAGGACGUUUAUGAAUUCAGCUCUGCAUAGUUACACCUAAUCGAUCCGAUUGGAGUUGUUAGAGUGAGAGUUGAAAAGAUGUGGUGGACACUAACUUUGGAGUCUGGUGAAGGGCUAAGCUUCCUUUUUGUCGAUGAUGAGGGCACAAGGAUGCAUGCUUUCGUGGAUAACUUUUAUCAUGGGAAGAAAUUUAAGGGUCUCCUUCAGGAAGGACAGUGGAAGAUGAUAACUGGUUUCAAAGUUCUUAUUGUUGAGAAAGAGAUACGUAUGACUAAAGAGAGGAAAGAGAUUGCUCUCACCAUAGAAACCCAAGUUGAUGAUGCAGAACCAUUCCAUGGUUUUAUUCCACUAGAUUUGAUUCCAUUUCAGGAUGUCCAGAACGGAAUGGUUCACGGUGGAACUUCUUACACCAGAGAUUUCCUAGGUGUGAUUGAUAGUGUGCAAGAUCUAGGCGUCAUAGAGGAUGACUCUAUUCCUAGAAACAGGCAUAACAACGAUCCUAAGACUACCACCAUGAUUAACUUUGUUCUCCAAGACAACGAGUAA
Molecule: messenger RNA, 1059 nt
Organism: Microthlaspi erraticum
Lineage: Eukaryota; Viridiplantae; Streptophyta; Magnoliopsida; Brassicales; Brassicaceae
Source: the annotation of a GenBank genome assembly